GGUCUCAGCUGAUUGUGACGUAUGUGGACGUGAUGCUUCAAGUCUGAAGUUUGUAUGGUGGAUGUGAAAACGUUUUGCAGGCUGCAGGCAUUUUAGCCCAGGCGUUUCAUUAUAAUGUAAUAUUAUUUAACAAAUUCGGAGUGUGUAGUUCACUUUCGAACAUAGUUCAAGACUUGUGCAAUCUGUGAUCAACAACUUUCACAAGCGUAGCGUUUCGGGAAACAAAUUCUAGUUGUAGCUCGGUAAUAGGAGGACAGCAUCAUGUCUCACUACAGUGACGCCGAGGACUCCAUCAGUAAUGAUUUUUCGGAAUUGGAGGGACUUAGGAAAAGGAACAUCUGGGAUCCUGAGGUUGAAUCUAUAACUUCGGAAAUCAAGGACCUUUUGGAUGAAGAUGUAAAUUCAUUGGUGGAAGAAGACUGUGUAGGAUGUCCACUGCCCUCAACGCCGGAGGAUGAAAACUUCUUGGAUUCUGAGAUGAGUGACGUACUAAAAGCGGCGGUUCUAGUAAACCUGCUUGCAAUUGCAGGCGACGAGCUGGACAUCUCCGCCUUGGCCCACAAUGCGGCCACACAAGCGGAACACGUGGUCAGGAAGAUGAUUCAGGCUGGAUGGUCCUGCUGCCAUUUCAACAAUCUGCCCGCCUGGUUGCAGGACAACGACUUCCUGCAUUUCGGCCAUAGGCCGCCGCUACCCAGUUUCAAGGCGUGUUUCAAGAGCAUAUUUAGGAUUCAUACGGAAACGGCCAAUAUUUGGACGCAUUUGCUGGGAUGUGUAGCAUUUAUAGGAAUAGCCAUCUACUUCUUAAUGCGUCCCGUCAUCGAAAUUGAACUGGAAGAGAAGAUCGUCUUUGGAGCAUUUUUUGCUGGGGCCAUCAUUUGCCUAGGCUGUUCCUCAUUGUUCCACACAUUGAACUGCCAUUCACAAUUCAUCGGAAAACUAUUUUCGAAGCUGGACUACUGUGGUAUUGCUUUAUUGACUAUGGGUUCGUUCGUGCCGUGGCUGUACUACGGAUUCUAUUGUCAUUUCAAACCGAAAGUAGUCUACUUAUCGAUAGUCUGUGCUUUGGGCAUCACGAGCAUAAUAGUGAGCUUAUGGGACAAAUUCUCGGAAUCGGAGUGGCGUCCUUUCAGGGCAGCCGUUUUCAUGACGUUCGGCCUUAGCGGUGUCGUUCCAGCCAUCCAUUACGGAAUAGUCGAGGGAUGGUUCAAUUACGUCAGUCAGAAGUAUCUUGGCUGGUUGGUGCUCAUGGGAGUACUGUAUAUUAUAGGGGCCAUGUUCUAUGCACUCAGGGUACCAGAGAGGUGGUUCCCUGGCAAAUUCGACAUCUGGUUCCAUUCGCACCAAAUCUUCCACGUCUUCGUCUUAGUUGCAGCUUUGGUCCACUACCACGGCAUUUCAGAGAUGGCGAUGUACAGGGUCACGAUAGGUCAGUGCGAGAUAUCCAACUCGUUAAUAUACUAGAAGAAAAUUCGUAACUAUCAUAAUCAUCAAGUAGCUGUGAAUUUAAAUAGGAUUUCGUGACCUGAUGACCGAAUGUUUGCUUGUCGGUCGGCAGGUUGUGAAAUCGGAGAUACCUGCCAUGCAGUUUUGAGAGAACUAUGCUGGUAGGAGCAAGUGUCAAACUGUAAAGGAUACUCUCAGUAUUUUAAUGCUUAUAGAAAGGGGUUUUCAACAAUUAGGUCGCGUCCAUGAAAUCUUUGCAUUUAAAUAUUGCGUUAAACAUGCGAUUUCAAACUUUCAUCAACAUUUUUCAUUUUAGUACUUGAUUGAUUUUCAAAAGUUUCGUAAUUUAUAUAUACUUUUAUUUUUAUGUAUGUUUUGUGUAUUAGUGUGUUUCACUAUAGACUUGAAGUUGGUCGAAAAUGGGUGUAAUUUGGACAAAAAUGCAAGAAUUGCAACCUGGGUUUUUAACGAAAAAAGUACUAAAAUGAAACGGAAAAUGUUAACGAAGGUUUAAAAUUCAUAUGAUCUAAAACAUUUAAACACAAACAUUUCAUAGAUACACUUAACUUGAAAUUUGAGUUAUUUUCAUGGCUGAAAACCUCGCUUAUAGACCCUUUUCUACAAUCUUUUGCGUUCAGUUUAUAUGAAAUGUUAUUAAACAUCUCUGCAAUAUAAGCUUUCUUAAGCAGAGCUCAUGGAAGCCCUGAAGCUGUCAAAACGCUUUAUAACAUUUAAUAUAUUAAGCCUUAACAGAUACAGUAUUUUAAGUAAAAACACCCCAAAAUAGGAAUAAUUUAUUUUCUGGGUCUUUUUUUUCAUACCUUCUGUGAUAAUUAAUACAUUUUAACACUAUGUUAUGUUCAUUCAGUUUUUAUUUAGAGUAUAAUUUUUAAAAUGAUUAUAUGAACCGGUAUUCCAAUUUCACCUCUAGAUGUCUAUAACGUUGACAUACGACAUUUGAACUACCAGAAAUGUUCUACUCGAAAAUUGUAUUGCGCGUAUAAAUUGUGGUAUAUCGAAGAAUGUUUGUUAAAUGUUUAUAUGAAAAAUAUAUAUUAAGAGCAUAAUAUUAAAUAACAAAAUGGGUCACCAACGCAUGGCAUUUUGCACUUUUGUUGACUAAAUUGAGGAUUAGUUUUGCUGUGCAAUUCAACUUGGACAUUAAGGUUUACCGGUACUUUUUGGAAAGAUGCAUAUGCGGUAUCGUGUUUAUUGAUCAUUGAUGUUUAUAAUUGCAGUCUAAAAAUUACCAGCUCCUUAAUGAUCAAACGUCGCUAUUAUGAUAAUUUGUAGAGGAGAAGUAGCCAUAUUUGUUUGAACAGCACUGUAUGGGCCACCUCAAAAAUGAAAAAUAAUGUGUUUUUGUAUCAAUUUUUACAUGAAUUAUAAAAGACUUAGCCACAUUUAAAAAAAAUGUGACAUUUUUGAGGAAUUCCUUACGUUGAUAUCAUUAUUAGGGUUGAAUAUAUCGUACUGGGUAUAAAAUGAUCAACUGCUUCUAUAUUCUAAAUAUAUUCAUGUUAAUGUGCAAUUCUUCAAGCAUUACACAUAAUAUGCCCUAUAUUCCUUUCAUAUGCUUGCGAAAUUUCUCUUGUGUACCUUCUUAUAAGAACUAUUAGUAUUUGUUAACAAAGCCGUUUUGUGAUGAAGAGAGCAUGUCAGAAUAACGACAUAAAAAUCGCAAUUAAAUCAGAUGAAGAAAUAUGUAAGUUUAUUAUUUACAUCCAUGAAGCUGCAAUGAACUUUUAGCGCGUAUGGCUAACUUAAAAUUGGGUUAUUGUGAUUAUAUCGUAAGCAUCUACUAUGUUAUUUAAUGAAGCUACUAAAUUAUAUUACAGGCUGUAGGAAAGGUUUUAUUUUGCUGUUCUGACAUGCACUUUAGCAGUACACUUCCUAAAAUUUUAUACAGGGUGUCGUGAAACAAGCUAACCAAACACCGACAUCUGAGCGUCAUCAAGACAUGCUGUAUAUUUUUAAUAACACCCAUGGACUUUUUAUCUGAAUAUUAAAAAAAUGAAAAAUUGCAAUAAAAAAUAUAUUUUGCUAUUGUAUGUCGACGGGAAUAAAAUUUAAAACAGAUUAUUUAGCGUGAUGUUUUUUCAAAGUUUCUUCUCAGUUUGUGUUGUUUUUUUGUCUUGGAUAUUUCCAUUGACUAUAAUUUGUAAAUAGCAGUUCUUUAUUUGGUAUCGUCAGUGAUUAGUCAAAUAUAUAGUCCUACAAGAAAGUUGUUUUUGAAGCAAACUAUAAUAGCUGACCAUGCACAUAUAGUACGUUCUUUGGCGCGGAAAAUUGUGGCAUCCAAGAAACGCUAUUACAUUUUAGCAUAGCCUCUAGUAUUGCUCACACGUUUGGGGUGCUGCCACCCCGACUACAUUAUUUAUGCUCGGUGCUGUCCAGAGGAGGGUUGUUCGACUGAUCGAUAACUCUUCUCAACAGACAUCAGUCUCGGGACCCUUUUGCCGUCUGCGAUCUAGCUCUCUUCUACCGCUACACCAACGGGUUCUGCUCCUCAGAGCUCUCAUUCAUGGUACCGCCGCGCGAUGUGCCUGCCAGGCAGACCCGCCUGACUUUGACUAUCCAUCCGUGUCGUACUUCGUACAUCCAGAACUGGCCGAUACGACCGCUCCUUUGUCCCGAGUUUAUCGAGAUUGUGGAACAAUCUACAAGAGGAAGCUUUUCCUAGUUCUCCUAACCUUAGGCAGUUCAAAAAUCAGAUUAACAAAAUUUCUAAUCGUCACUUACAAAUGCCCCACGAUUUUACGUCUGAAAGAACGUCUGCGUGGGGAUAGCUGUUGUCGAUGAUAUUAAAUAACUAUCAAUAAAAAUUUGCUUUCUGUUCAAAACAAGUACAAUCUGUAGAAAUCAAAUAUGCGAUAAAAACAAAACACAUAAUUUGUGUUCCUUACCGCAUUUUUUGCAAAUAUACCUAAAUCACAUUUUUUUCUAAAAAAAAUAACAGUUCAUAGAACUGGUUGUACACCCCAUUUUUGAAAAUUCGCUAUAAAGCACAGCAGCAGGUGGCUAAUUUGAAUAAUAGGACAAUAUGCUUGACUUUUCUCAUUUCCAAGAGUAGACUGGUUUUACUAGAAUAUGGAUCACUUGAAUAAUAAAUGGAUGUUUCCAAAGAUUCAUUUAGUUUAUGUCUAAUAGUAUGCAUAAAACCAAUAUAUUACUUCAUUCUACUUUAUUAUGUAUCAAAAACUCAUAAAAUAAAUUUUUAACAAAGUGGUGCAUAUUUUAGUGUCAUUUUUGUUCCAAUUUUUGAUUUUGAUAUUUAUUGUGAUUGCUUUAUUGUAGAUAAAGAUACCUGUUUUGAAUUAUAAAAUGUACCUAAUGUUAAAUAAAUGAAUCAAAGUAA
This is a messenger RNA of Acanthoscelides obtectus, 4804 nucleotides long. The record is from the annotation of a GenBank genome assembly. NCBI's taxonomy places the organism in Eukaryota, Metazoa, Arthropoda, Insecta, Coleoptera, Chrysomelidae.